Archocentrus centrarchus (flier cichlid) is the source of this 948-nucleotide messenger RNA. It is a transcript of the gene adcyap1b, whose product is annotated as adenylate cyclase activating polypeptide 1b. Bases 282 to 809 code for a protein of 175 amino acids. The record is from RefSeq and is a predicted model, not a curated record. NCBI's taxonomy places the organism in Eukaryota, Metazoa, Chordata, Actinopteri, Cichliformes, Cichlidae. Gene Ontology annotation, molecular function: neuropeptide hormone activity; pituitary adenylate cyclase activating polypeptide activity; peptide hormone receptor binding. Gene Ontology annotation, biological process: regulation of protein localization; neuron projection development; adenylate cyclase-activating G protein-coupled receptor signaling pathway. Gene Ontology annotation, cellular component: extracellular region; neuron projection; perikaryon. The transcript is spliced from 5 exons.
AGACAGCGCACUUUCCCACCGAGUUUUUUGUUUGCCUUGGCGACUGGUUGAGUCCUAUUAAUUGUGCAUAAAAGUAAGAUAGGCUGCGCUGAGGGGAACAUAAGGAGACGACGGAGGCGCUUCAGCCAGGAAAGAAGUGCCGUGAGAAAGAUACCGUCUCUCUUUCUUUCUCACUCACUCACUCACUCACACACACACACUCACACACACACACGCACUGCCUCAGCCGCGCCCGGAUCACAACCUACAACACAGCAUUCUCUCUGCUUUCCUGCUAUAGCAUGGCCAGUUCGAGUAAAGCGACUUUAAUCUUGCUCAUCUACGGGAUCUUUAUGCACUACAGCGUCUUCUGCACACCUAUCGGACUAAGUUACCCUAAGAUUAGACUUGAAAACGAUGCCUUCGAUGAGGAUGGGAAUUCGUUAUCCGACAUGGGUUUUGAUAGCGAUCAGAUUGCUAUACGAAGCCCACCAUCUUUAAACGACGACGCGUACACUCUAUACUACCCACAAGAGAAGAGACCAGAAAGGCAUGCUGAGGAAGAAUUAGAUAGAGCCUUGAGGGAGAUCCUGGGUCAGUUAACAGCGAGACAUUAUCUGCAUUCUCUGAUGACAAUUCGUGCAGGUGACGACAACAGCAUGGAGGAAGAGUCAGAGCCCUUAUCCAAAAGACAUUCAGAUGGCAUCUUCACUGACAGCUACAGUCGCUAUAGAAAGCAGAUGGCCGUGCAGAAAUACCUGGCAGCGGUUCUGGGUAGAAGGUACAGACAGAGAGUUAGGAACAAAGGACGCCGGCUUGCCUAUUUGUAGCGCUGUUAAGGCGAUCAAACUGCUCUCCUGUGUAUAUACAUCCAGUCGUUAAAUCGAAGUCAUUCAGAUAUAUCUGACCAACCAGUGGAUUGCGCCUGUGUUCUUUCAACAUGUAUUUAUGUAUGAAGUAAAGCCAUUA